CUAGUUUUAACAAAAGAAAUCUGAAAUAUUAAACUCUUAUCCACUUCGUCUCUCUUGCCACAUUUGGCCACUGAACAUUCUGGUCUCCAUACCAAGUAAUUGAGCUUCCGGCGACAACGCUAAAGCAUUAAAAAUACAGUAGCAGCGAUAAUCAAAGUAAUUAAGAUGGAAUCCUGCGCAAGAAGUGCGUUACAAUUGUCAUCUUUGUAUGCUUCUUCAUGCUGUUCUUCUUCAUUCAAUCACAACCAAUUCAGCUACGUUUGGAUUAGUACUCGUCGUCGAAUUGAUCAUGAAAGAGGAAGAACAAGAAAAAAUGGGGAAUUGCCGCAUUUUCAAGUUAGAGCGUCGGCACAAGGCGGACUACUACACCUGGGAAACAUGUUGUUCAACCUUAAGGGUGGCGAUCCUGCUGAAUCCACCAGACAGCAGUAUGCAGCCACCGUCUCGCUUAUCAAUCAGUUAGAACCCCAGAUAUCCAGUUUAUCAGAUGCUCAGCUCAAAGACCGCACCUCUGUACUUAGGCAGCGCGCUCUUUCCGGAGAAUCUCUUGAUUCUCUUCUUCCUGAAGCUUUUGCUGUUGUUAGGGAGGCUUCCAAGAGGGUUUUAGGCCUUCGUCCAUUUGAUGUCCAACUUAUUGGAGGCAUGGUGUUACAUAAAGGAGAAAUAGCAGAAAUGCGAACUGGAGAAGGGAAGACAUUAGUUGCCAUAUUACCAGCAUAUCUCAAUGCUUUGAUGGGUAAAGGGGUUCAUGUUGUUACUGUUAAUGAUUAUUUAGCUCGCCGUGAUUGUGAAUGGGUUGGUCAAGUAGCUCGAUUUCUUGGUCUCAAGGUUGGCCUUGUUCAGCAGAACAUGACAAGUGAAGUGAGGAGGGAAAAUUACUUAUGUGACAUCACCUACGUCACUAACAGUGAGCUUGGAUUUGAUUUUUUGAGAGAUAAUCUUUCCACGAGUGUUGAUGAGCUCGUACUGAGGGCUUUCAAUUUCUGCGUAAUUGAUGAGGUUGAUUCUAUACUAAUUGAUGAGGCAAGAACUCCUUUGAUCAUAUCUGGACCUGCUGAGAAGCCUAGUGAGCGAUACUACAAAGCUGCCAAAAUAGCUUCUGCCUUCGAACGGGACAUACACUAUACGGUUGAUGAGAAGCAAAAAUCAGUUUUACUCAUGGAACAAGGGUAUCAAGAUGCUGAAGAGAUUCUAGAUGUAAAGGAUUUAUACGACCCUCGAGAGCAAUGGGCACUAUACAUUUUGAAUGCAAUCAAGGCAAAAGAGCUCUUUUUAAAAGACGUAAACUACAUAAUUCGAGGCAAGGAGAUCCUUAUAGUGGAUGAGUUUACUGGCCGUGUAAUGCAGGGGAGGCGUUGGAGUGAUGGGCUUCACCAGGCUGUUGAAGCAAAAGAAGGCCUGCCUAUACAAAAUGAAACAAUAACAUUGGCUUCAAUUAGCUAUCAGAACUUUUUUCUUCAGUUCCCCAAACUCUGUGGGAUGACCGGCACAGCAGCUACUGAGAGUGCAGAAUUUGAGAGUAUAUACAAGCUUAAAGUUACAAUUGUUCCCACAAACAAACCCAUGCUACGAAAGGAUGAAUCCGAUGUUGUUUUUAGGGCAACUGCAGGCAAAUGGCGGGCAGUUGUAGUAGAAAUUUCAAGAAUGCAUAAGACGGGCCGGCCCGUGCUUGUAGGAACAACAAGUGUUGAGCAGAGUGAGUCACUGUCUGAGCAAUUACAACAAGCUGGUAUCCCUCACGAGGUUCUGAAUGCUAAACCUGAGAAUGUUGAAAGAGAGGCAGAGAUUGUGGCCCAAAGUGGUCGCGUUGGAGCUGUUACUAUUGCUACAAAUAUGGCUGGUCGUGGAACAGACAUCAUUCUUGGGGGUAAUGCUGAAUUUAUGGCAAGGCUGAAAAUUCGUGAGAUGCUUAUGCCAAGGGUAGUUAGGCCAGGUGAUGGAGGAUUUGUUUCCAUGAAGAACCCACCUCCUAUGAAAACGUGGAAGGUUAAAGAAACUUUGUUUCCAUGCAAACUAUCACAAAAAAAUGCCAAAUUGGUUGACGAAGCAGUACAGUUGGCUGUCAAAACUUGGGGGCGGAAAUCAUUAAGUGAGCUUGAAGCAGAGGAGCGUCUCUCUUAUUCAUGUGAAAAGGGUCCUGCUCAGGAUGAAGUCAUUGCAAAGCUCCGACAUGCGUUUUUGGAAAUUGCAGAAGAGUAUAAGACUUAUACUAAUGAAGAGAAAAACACGGUGGUAUUAGCUGGUGGUCUUCAUGUCAUUGGAACUGAACGCCAUGAAUCACGUCGUAUUGACAAUCAGUUACGUGGUAGAAGUGGCAGGCAGGGGGAUCCAGGAAGUUCCCGCUUUUUCCUUAGCCUUGAAGAUAACAUCUUUCGAAUAUUUGGUGGUGACCGCAUUCAAGGUCUAAUGAGAGCUUUCAGAGUUGAAGACUUGCCCAUUGAGUCUAAGAUGCUGACUAGAGCACUAGAUGAAGCUCAAAGGAAAGUGGAAAAUUAUUUUUUUGAUAUAAGGAAGCAGUUAUUUGAGUAUGAUGAAGUCUUGAACAGCCAAAGAGACCGAGUUUAUGCAGAGAGAAGGCGAGCCCUGGAGUCAGACAAUCUUGAAUCUCUUCUUAUUGAGUACGCUGAAUUAACGAUGGAUGAUAUACUAGAGGCAAAUAUUGGUUCUGAGUCCCCACAGGAAAGUUGGGAUCUUGAAAAGCUCAUCGCUAAAAUUCAACAGUAUUGCUAUCUGCUGAAUGACUUAACCCCACAGUUGCUCUCAAACAACUGCUCAACUUAUGAAGAUCUGCAAGAUUACCUUCGUCGUUGUGGUCGUGAGGCAUAUUUGCAGAAAAAGGACAUGGUGGAGAAACAGGCACCAGGCCUGAUGAAGGAAGCAGAGCGAUUUCUUAUCUUGAGCAACAUUGAUCGCCUUUGGAAGGAACAUUUGCAGGCUAUCAAAUUUGUUCAGCAAGCAGUAGGCCUGCGUGGAUAUGCACAAAGAGAUCCACUCAUAGAAUACAAACUCGAGGGCUACAACCUUUUCCUAGAAAUGAUGGCUCAGAUAAGAAGAAAUGUUAUCUACUCUGUAUACCAGUUUCAACCUGUCCUGGUGAAGGAUCAGGAGCAGCAGCAAAAGGGAAAAUUAGAUAGCAGUGUGGAGAAUAAAAGAAUUGGUGAUGCAAAUCCUAAUCCAGUCAGUGCUAUGGAAUCCUCUUCAUCUGCUAGUCCUCGGAAUACAUAGAAGUCUUUGAGAAAGUAUAUAUGCAACAAUUUGGCCCUUGGACUAAAUCACUCCUCACAGCUUAUAGUUUUCCUUACAUAUGAUUGCUUGAUGUUCUUUGUAAAUUAGGGCUACUGGAAAUUGUAAAGAUCUGCUGGAUUUCAAUUUAUUCAGAAGAACAACCAUUUGAUGUGCUGUGAUAUACUGAUAUACUACUAUGCAAAAGCUAUACAGAUUUCAGUCUUAGUUGUCAGCUAUUCAAAUAGUUCAA
Molecule: messenger RNA, 3475 nt
Organism: Chenopodium quinoa (quinoa)
Lineage: Eukaryota; Viridiplantae; Streptophyta; Magnoliopsida; Caryophyllales; Amaranthaceae
Product: protein translocase subunit SecA, chloroplastic
Exons: 20
Coding region: 166-3225 (1019 amino acids)
Biological process (GO): protein targeting; protein import
Cellular component (GO): membrane
Molecular function (GO): ATP binding; ABC-type protein transporter activity
Source: RefSeq, a predicted model, not a curated record